Molecule: messenger RNA, 348 nt
Organism: Trichosurus vulpecula (common brushtail)
Lineage: Eukaryota; Metazoa; Chordata; Mammalia; Diprotodontia; Phalangeridae
Product: snRNA-activating protein complex subunit 5-like
Exons: 2
Biological process (GO): transcription initiation at RNA polymerase III promoter; transcription by RNA polymerase II
Cellular component (GO): nucleus
Source: RefSeq, a predicted model, not a curated record
AUGACUAGUCUCAACUCCACAGAACAUGAUGCCCCCAAGCGAGAGAGGGCGGCCCAGCGAAGGGAAUGGGCAGCUCAACUGCAGGAGUCCCACAAGGAGGAGGAGACGCUACUGUGGGUGAAGGCUUCGUGGCAUGACCAGCUCAAUCAGCUCAAGGUCAAAGAGCAGGUCCUUCAAUCAGUUAUUAGCUCCAGAGAAGGGGAAGAGAUGACCCAUUCUUCACCUCUUACAGAGGAACCAGAAAAUACCUUGGUGCAGGUAGACAAUGAAACUUCCAUCAAUCAAAUUGAAUUAAAUCUAAGCACAAGAAACCAUGCUCAAGAAGAAAAGGAGGAGGAGGAAGAGGAG